AUGUAUAUUCAUCUCAACAAAAAGAUAACCGUGCCCAACUGCAACAAGGUGCGCACCAUCUCCUGGAGCAGCGACCACGAGUUUAUAGCAUGUGGUGGGGAGAAUGGCGUGCUGAAGGUAAUCAAACUCGAGGCCAAUCUGAACAGUCUGAACAAGGGCGAUAAUGCACGCAACUUUUCACAUAAUCAAACUCUUGAAAGCCACAAGACGACCGUUCAGCAUGUCUGCUGGAAUGAGCCAUUUCAGAAGUUGACAUCCAGUGACGAUGCAGGCUCCAUCAUCGUCUGGAUGCUCUAUAAGGGCAUGUGGUACGAAGAGAUGGUCAACAAUCGAAACAAGUCACUGGUCACCGGCAUGGCUUGGACUUUUGAUGGGCAGAAGAUAUGCAUUGUUUAUGAUGAUGGGGCCAUUAUUACGGGGUCUGUCGAUGGAAAUCGUAUUUGGGGAAAAGAUAUAAAAAAUGCCAACUUGUCAAAAGUUGAGUGGUCUCCAGAUGGAAAAACCAUUUUAAUUGGAACAAACGAACUCGAAGUUCAGUGCUUUGACAAUAUGGGAAACUUUGUGAAGAAGGUGCCCCUUGCCACUUUACAAGCACUGUACGGCCGAGCAAAUGCCUACAAAGAGGUGCCCACCUUGGUGAGCAUAAAGUGGUUCAAGAACAGUGCCAUCGACCAUCCACUGAUUGUGGCCUUUGAAGAUGGCUGGUUGCAGUUGAUGAAACACGAAGCGGAUGACUUUCCUUUGCUCAUUAAUACUGAACUGAAAAUUAGUUCGGUAGAGUGGAACAAUGCUGGUGAUAUGUUUGCCGUUACAGGCAGUGGCCAGGCAGAGGAUGGCAGCAGAAAGAACUUUCUUAAACUGUACAGCAACGAGGGGGACAUGCUGCAGAUGGUCAAAGUGCCUGGAAGUGAAAUUUGCGACUGCUCAUGGGAUAAAAGCGGACUCAAGCUGGCGCUCGCAGUCGAUACGUACAUUUUCUUUGCCAGUGUAAAGCCCAACUACGACUGGGGCUACCUCACCAACGCCAUUGUCUUUGCCCUUCCCAGCCAUGGAAGGGGCAAACGACUUAUCUUCAAGGAGAUCAGAACUAAUGAAACGUACGAGAAGGAGGUGAACAACUUCUGUCAGAUGGCCACUUGGAUGCAGUCCUGUGCCGUGGUCAGCAAGGUCGAACAAGGGGGCAUCAUCAGUGGCAGUGGGGCUGGUGGCAGCGGCAGCGGCGGCGGGGGCAGCAGUGCUCAAUCGACUGCCGAAGGGAAGCGCAGCAACUCUGAGCAGACCCACUCUCUGGCACUGUACAACUCGAUAGGCACGCUCAUCGAUCGGCACCUGGUGAACAUGAAAGUGCGCCACUGCUGCAUCAACUCUACGCAAAUGAUCGUCGCCUCGGAUGACUCUUUCUACGCGUGGACGUUUAAUCAGUCCUUCAGUGGAGGCACUGUCAGUCUAAAGAAUGUCCACAGUGAGCGGUUGUAUAAUGAAUUGGCACUACAAAGUGCCGGGGGAGAGCGCCUGGAGGGUGGGCACAGUCAGCAGACGGCGACGGCGACGCUGGUCUCGCGCUCCGAUCCCAUUUCAUGCAUAACUGCAUCGGAGAGAAAUUUGCUUGUCGCCAACCAGUCGGGGGUCAUAAAUCAAUUUCUGCUGCCUAAUGCAGUUCGGGUGCAUCAGAUUCAAGUGGCCGACUGCAUUCCCUACCGCCUGGCGAUGAACCGAAACUCAUCCCGGCUGUCGCUGAUUGACAAAUCCUCGAAGCUGUACAUCUACGACUUUGACGCCACCAACGAACAGACCGGCACUGAGGGCGACUGGCUCGAUGUCAGACUGCAGGACGUCUGGGACAUGCGCUGGGCCGCCGACAGUGCCGACCUGCUGGCGGUCUGCGAGAAGAGCCGACUGGUCAUUCUAAACUCGAGCACCCUGGAGCGAGAAGAGCCCGUUCUUUCUAACGGCAACAUCUGCUCAUUCGAACAGCUCAGAGUGAAGACGCUUCUGCUAGACAGUCUGAUUGUCGAUACAAUGGCAAAUGGAACAGGGGCGAAAAAGGCGGUGGACAGUUACAUAGACCAGGUGGAGUCGCAGUCGAUUCGUGAGCUAAAGGACAUUAUGGCCGAGUCGCUACCUGAUGCAGUCAACUACAUUCUGCAGGGAGCAAGCUUGCCUAGUUUGUGGAACAUUGUCGCCGAGCACAGCUUGAAUAGCCUUCAGCUGGACACGGCCAGUUUGGCGUUGGUGAAGUGCAAGGACUACAAAGGCUUGCAGUUUAUCAAGAAGCUCAACAAGCUAUCUGACGAUGAUCUGAAGCUAGCCCAAGUGCUCACCUACCUGAAUCGGUUUGAAGAGGCAGAGACUAUUUACAUUGAACGUAAUCGACCUGAACUAGCUAUUCAUAUGAAUGAAGUUUUAGGGCGGUACUCUAGAGUGCUUGAGUUGCUGGAAAAGUAUCGAAUUGCCAACUACCGAAAAGAAGUCGAAUCGGCGCGAUACAAACUGGCACAGUAUCACGCCGAUCACUGUCAGUGGGCGGAAGCUGCGGAGAACUUUGAGAAGGUGUCCGCGUACCAGCAACUGGUGCCCUGUUACAUACACCUGGAGAACUACAAUGGCCUGGUGCGACUCAUUGACCGAAUCACCUCGAGUGACAGUGCCCUCCUCACUGACAUCGGAGUCUUCCUCCAGUCAAUGGGCCUGUGCAAGGACAGCGCCCGGGCUCUGGUGAAGGCGGGUAAGGUAGAGCGCGCCAUUGAAGUGUGCGUCUCCAUGAGCGAGUGGAAGCUGGCCAUUGAUUUGGCCCAUGAACACAAGUUCGAACACAUUGACUCCAUUCUAAGUCAGUACGUUGACCACCUUCUGCUCGAGCGAAAGUACAUCGAAAUUGUUGAAGUGAAGGCCAAUAAGAUCAGUAACGCCUCGGCGAUGGUGGUCACGCUGAUUGGUGAACUGAAGAAGACGGGCAAGGGUGAUGCGGCACUCUUCAAGAAGCUCUUUGUGCUCAUUGGCAUGCUGCAUCAAGAGGGACGCAGAAAGGCAAACAAAGGCGCUACCUCUACUGCUCUAGAUGACCUUCUCACCACCGAUGAGGCGAUUCCUUCUGAUUUGGACAAAAAGAUGGUAGAGGAUCCGUGGAAAGGAGCUGAGGCGUACCACUUUCUGCUGCUGACCCAACGGCACCUGUACGAGAGCUACUACGACUUGGCAAUGAAGACGGCACUGCACCUGCAGGACUACGAAGAGUUUCUCAGCAAUGAGGAAAUCUACAGUCUGAUAGCGCUGGCCAGCUACAGCUGCAAGUCAUUCUCCGUCUGCUCGAAAGCAUUCAUCAAACUGGAGGCAAUGAGCACUGACAGCCGUGAGCCAAACUGGAAUGCCUCCGUGUUGAUUGGCGAGCCAGACAGUGAGGACCUGGACAGGGUGGACAUCUCACAGGAGCAGCGGGAAAAGUACGAAAAGCUGGCAAUUGAGAUAUUCGGCGUGAACUCGCCCAAUGAACAGGAGAGGCAGGGCACUGAGAUGACGGUGGAGUGCAAGUUCUGCGGCACUUCAAUACCCGACUACAGCAUCUCCUGCCGACAGUGCAGCACCAAGUUUCUGCCCUGCAUCGUCAGCGGCAAGUCCAUUCUCGACAGCAGACAUCAGUGGACAUGCAAACAGUGCGCCCACCAGGCCAUUAAAACGGAAAUCAAGCAGUACAACAACUGUCCACUGUGUCACUUUCGCAUAGACUAG
Molecule: messenger RNA, 3726 nt
Organism: Rhagoletis zephyria (snowberry fruit fly)
Lineage: Eukaryota; Metazoa; Arthropoda; Insecta; Diptera; Tephritidae
Source: RefSeq, a predicted model, not a curated record